AUGAGACAAACUUUUUCGAGCGACUGCCAGAAUGUCAAGACGGCAUCAACAAAGCGGUGUAUUGGUCGCUGCUUCCAGGCCGACUUUUUCCAUCUUGCUACUGGCAGGAAGAACCACAGAAGGAGCAUCAGCGCGUACAAGCCCAGCACAAUCGGAUGCAGCACCCAUCUCCCAACAGGGCUGUUCAGGUUUCCGAUGACAAAAGGCACGACCGCCCCGCCGGUCAUGCCAAAGGCAGAAAUGACGCCCAUCGCGGCCGCUUUGGCUUCCUUAUCCACCCUACCAAACGGUGGCCUCCGUAUCUCAUUCUCGUCGAGCAUUUUCAUCACAACCCUCAUCGCGCAGGGAUAUCCGGGGCCGAUGAAGAACCCAACAAAUGCUACCGACAAACCGCUUGCAACAAUGCCGCCCUUUAACAACCAUAUCAACAGCUGAAAGCCUGUGCAGAGCAGGAUCAGAAAGUACACAAACACCUUGUUUCCCCCGGGCCAGAACUCCCCCAGCGGUGUCAACACCACCCGUCCCAGCGUCACGCCGCCCCAGAAUCCGGUCAUGGUGUACCCGUAUGUGUCCAUCUUUUCCUGCGAGGCGGGGUGGCGGUGGUGGAGAUACUCAGUUAUCCAACCUGCGUUUGAGACCUCGGCGCCCUGGUAGCAGAAGAUAAACAAGGCGGCGAAAACAACGAGCUUGGUGUCAGCUGGGAGGUGGGACCUGAGCCAUUCUCCUGGGUUCGGUCUCAUCGCUUCCGUCACCACUGGCACGGCAUUGCCUUCCUCCAUUGUGCCCGCCGCGGGAGGCGCAACAACGGGGUGCUCCUUAAACGCCCAAAACAACAACAUCGAGUUGAUGAGACUCAGACACAGCGGAAUGCUGUAAAAUUGGCCGUAUUCCAACCCCGUCUGCACAAUCAUUCUCGUGGCGAUGAGCGGUCCGAUUGUGGCGCCUAGGCCGUAGCAGGCGUGCAUUACCCCGAGGUAAAAGGCUGCUUUCCUUCGAAGUGAGCCGCAGUAGACGUUGCCGAUGGCGAGGUUGAAGCUGUUUCCGAAACCGAGAGGGAGGAAGGUUAUUACUAUUGCGGGGAGGGGAGCUGAGCAGGAGAAGGGGAGGUAGGAGAGGAAGACUAGGAUGUUGGCCGAUAGGAGGGUGAUGUUGUCGUGGUUGAGGAAGGGUUUGAGGGAGCGGAGGGGGGAGAUGAGGGCUGCGCCGAGGAUGAAGCCUACUGCUUGGGCGACCCAGAGGAGGGAGAUGAGUUUGUCGUCGGGGAGGGAGUGGAAGUGCUUCAUUGGUUCGAUCAGGGGGCCGACGGAGGCGUCGGUUAGGCCUGCGGUUAGGGAGGCGAGGGAGAGGGCGGCUAUGCGGUAGUGGUUUACGUCUGGGUUGAUCAGGGGCGUUGGGUUGGUGGGGGUGGUGGUGAUGAUGGGGGUUUGUUUCUCGAGGUCGUCGUUGUUUGGGGAGGUGAGGUUGGCUGUGGAGAUUUGGGAAGCAUCGGGGGUUGGCGCUGGGGUGAUGUCGUCGAGGGCAGCAGGAGCCAGAGGGCCCGGCGGCUGCUGGCCGGUGUUGGCCAUGGCUGCGGCUGUUGCGUUGUCGGCCAUGAUGUCAAACGUGCUACCUCUGCGCAGAGGUGAUGGUGUUGAGGGCGAGCAUGCGGUCAAGAGGCUUUUCUUUGAACGUGGCACAGAUACGGACCGACUAACACAUUAACUUUGAUGAGGCUGAAGUUAACUCCCAACAUCAACGGCCCGGAUGGUAUAUUCAAGGUUGCACCGAUGGAUCCCAUCCAGACACGAGAAGCAUUCUAACAAUGGUAAGUGGGUAGGAUUGAGGGAUGCUGCCGGCUUUUGUACUCUGCUACGGAUACCAUCGUAUCUGCCGUGUGGCCCACUCACACACGCAUUCACUGGCAGCACUCCUCAUCGCUUUGCAAACGAAGGACGAGAAUUGGGGCGCGAGUAUCGAGACAGUGGUCCAGGGUCGCACCGAAAGGGAAACUCCGCGCGUCAGGGAAAAAGUUACAAGCCUGCAAUUGACCCCCACCCACCCACUUUCUGUCAGUGGCUCGACGAACGACAGCGAAGACAGUUGCGCCGCCCAAUCGACGACAGGGAACACUUGCGGUGGAGCUCCAUCCUGGACGUGGCAUACGGGCCGAAUGAAGCGGGCGUCGCUCCGCCCACUGGUGGAGAGUUGAAGGGAAAGGCCGAGAUCUGCCAGACGCCCUGUCGCGGUGUCAAGGUUUCACCAGGAGCCGCUCUGGAAGGCUGCGGGGCUUCCUGUUCAGUUGAAGCUUACGAAUGCCAAUGUUUUUUUGGCGUCAGGGUUGGGGUUGGCGGUAGCCGACAGGGACGAACCUGACCCCCAUUUAACCCCUGUCACACGGUUCACGGCAUAGAACAUCACUAAUUCUUGCAACCACAAGUCAACCAACAAAUCCUUCUUCAGCCCUAUCAGACUUCAAUGUUUGAGACACGGGUUCAAAGUCUAGGUCAUUUUGCCCCCUCGCUAACCUCAACUUGUGGACCAGUCCCAAGACCUCCAGACUCUCUUAGCCCCGGUCAAUAAUGUGUCAAAGUGCUUGGCUGAGGGAGCCACAUGGUAAUUGCUCGUUCAAACUCCAUGAUGCGCCCAGAGAACAACUUUUGUCUAUCCAUAUCACCCCAAGUCUUUCCCAAUGUAAACAAUUAUCUAUCCAUCACCACCACCACCACCACCACCAACUAUCGCUCCCCUCAAACAACAACAACCCUUAAUUGUCGCCCAAAAACCCCAAAACUCUCCAACACCCCCUCCACAUCGACCUCCAGCCCCUCGAGUUGCUCUUCCGUAACCCAGUUGUCAUCACAGGCGAUAACCGUGAUGUCUCCCGACAUGUCCGGUAUAAUCGCCGGCCGCAGUCCAAAACAGGAAAGUCCGCUUCGAAGGACUGCGGACUUGAUGGCUUCCGGGAGACGGCUGUGGACCCAGAGCCAGACGAAGCGGUGGGUUAUUUGGAGGUUGUUGUCGGACUUGAAGUCGGCGAGGCGGCGGAGUUCCCUGUUGUGGGGGAAGCGGUGGUAGUCGAAGGGGGAGGGUUCGGAGAGGGGGGAGAGGCAAUAGUAGGACAUUGUGGUAGGUUUGAUGAUGACGUAGGUUCUCUGAGAGAGAUGCUGGGGUGAGAACUUUCGAAAAAGUUAUCCUGAGGGAGAGUGAGAGAUCUUGCAGGAGGACAAGCUGGUGAGAGAGGGUGGGUGGGUAUGGCUGCAAAGAGCAAAAGAGGGAACUCUGACAAGUCGUCAGCCAAAGUGGGAGUCUGUACUUGUCAUUUUGUUUGCUGGAAAGAUGUAUAUCAACACUGUGUGGUGGUGUGAGUCUCGAUGUUUGCUCCGCAUGUAGCCGUUUGACAGCUGGUAAGGCAGCUUUCACGUCAUGUAAUCUAAACUUUUCAAACAUGCUCGAGUCACCAGCAUAGCAUAUUUUUCCAGGUCACGACUCUUUCAAAUUUCCUUUUGUCAAAAUGAGUAUC
Molecule: messenger RNA, 3499 nt
Organism: Podospora pseudopauciseta
Lineage: Eukaryota; Fungi; Ascomycota; Sordariomycetes; Sordariales; Podosporaceae
Exons: 2
Coding region: 1-435 (144 amino acids)
Source: RefSeq, a predicted model, not a curated record